ACGUAUGAUAUUCCCAUGGCCAUUCUAAAACUGGUCGGACUCAGGGUCACCAGGAAAGAUUCUAAGCUCGUGAAGUUCUGCUGGGAUCUGUUCUACUGGUUCGAGUUCGCCAACCUGUUCGUGGUAACGUGGCUGGAGUUGAUCAACAUGGCGGAGACGGCGCGCGGCGGCUCCUUCCAGGACGCCGUCGAGAUCUUCCGCAUGAUGCCGUGCGUCGGCUACCUGCUGCUAGCCAUGGCCAAGUCCUACAAGAUAGUCUACUACCGUCCAAUCUACGAGAACUUAGUGAGCGAGCUGCGAGGCAUGUGGCCACGCGGUCGCGUCACCAAAGAGGAAGACGCCAUCAUCAGCACAGCACUCAGGCAGCUUAACUACGUCGUCCAAGGCUACUACUGGUGCAACAACGCCCUCCUCGUCAUAUUCCUCUCGCCGCCCUUCGUGGAGAUCCUCAAGCGAGCUAUGGGGCAGAACGUCCCGCUCAUCCUGCCCUUCUUCUACUGGUUCCCCUUCGACCCAUUCGCGAGGAUCUACUAUGAGGUCAUACUGGCGUUCCAGACUUGGCAUGGUCUGAUAACCAUCUGGUUCAUGCUAUGCGGGGACCUGCUAUUCUGCAUCUUCCUCAGCCACAUCACGACGCAGUUCGACCUGCUCUCAGUGAGGAUCAAGAGGCUGAUAUACGUGCCGGUAGACGGACAGCUGGUCAAGGAGUAUCCUUUGGCGGAAUACACUGAAGAGCACCUCCUCACCAACAAGGCGGCUAUCGACAUGUAUAACGAAGCCGACUGGGACAGGACACACCGAAAGCUGCUGGCUAAUAUAAUACGGAGGCAUCACGCUUUGAUCAGACUUGCAGGAGACGUAGAGAACUUAUUCAGCUUCGCGCUACUGGUCAACUUCUUCAACAGUUCCAUCAUCAUCUGCUUCUGUGGAUUCUGCUGUGUUAUCGUUGAGAAAUGGAACGAAAUGGUCUACAAAUCGUUCCUGACGACGGCACUGUCCCAAACAUGGCUGCUGUGCUGGUACGGUCAGAGGCUCCUGGAAUCGAGUGAAGGCGUAUCAGACGCUUUAUACAACAGCGGAUGGUACAAAGCCACGAAGAAAAUUAAGAGCUCCAUUCUGAUUAUGAUUCACAGGUCACAAAAGGAAGUCCACGUAACCACAUACGGAUUCUCUGUGAUUUCGCUUGCAAGCUACACUACGAUUAUCAAAACAGCGUGGUCGUACUUCACACUGCUUCUCAACAUUUAUAAACAGUAGAUAUUUGUAACUACCCACAUAAGUACAAAAAUAACUGUACUAAAAUUAAUUCAUUAAUAAACUUAAUAAAAAUGUAA
Ostrinia nubilalis (European corn borer) is the source of this 1334-nucleotide messenger RNA. RefSeq names its product odorant receptor 85b-like. NCBI's taxonomy places the organism in Eukaryota, Metazoa, Arthropoda, Insecta, Lepidoptera, Crambidae. The record is from RefSeq and is a predicted model, not a curated record. Gene Ontology annotation, molecular function: olfactory receptor activity; odorant binding. Gene Ontology annotation, biological process: sensory perception of smell; detection of chemical stimulus involved in sensory perception of smell. Gene Ontology annotation, cellular component: plasma membrane. The transcript has 11 exons. Bases 16 to 1257 code for a protein of 413 amino acids.